Molecule: messenger RNA, 1329 nt
Organism: Macadamia integrifolia
Lineage: Eukaryota; Viridiplantae; Streptophyta; Magnoliopsida; Proteales; Proteaceae
Product: protein LIM3-like
Exons: 2
Coding region: 642-1049 (135 amino acids)
Biological process (GO): systemic acquired resistance
Molecular function (GO): fatty acid binding
Source: RefSeq, a predicted model, not a curated record
CUAAUAAAGUUUUGCAUAACGUGUAUUUGGAAAGUAUUCCUAACUAUAGUUUCAUGAUGGAUUCAGAAUUUCAGAUCCUUUCUACCAUCUGCAUGGUUGUAGUCUGUGAAAAGUAUUUCUGAACAUCAGGUUUUCCAAUUCAUAACAAAAUUAUCGAAAGACUUAUUUUCAGUAGACAUUAUACAAUGAAUUCAACUUGGUGAAGUCAUUACUUUGACCUGGUACUUAUUCAAGUAACUAGACAAGUUCCACUAAGAACUGAUGCUGUUAAUAUAGAUUCAUCAUAAUUUUACCCAUUAUUUCUUACACAUUUUCCUUUUAUUUUUAUCCUGUUGGAUUUCACUGGAGUUAAAAUUAUACUUGUCAACUCAGUCAAGUUGGCUGAUAUAUGCAAAUCUGUAUUCUUAAUAUUUACAGUACUUGAUGUAAGAAAACUGAAUAUGCUGUGCCCUAUGAUUUAUCAGGUGGAAACGAAGAAAUGAAAUUUGAGCUAAAAACGGUUUCUAUUGUCAUGCUUAAUGUAUUUUCAGUACACUUCUUGUGAUAAAUCAGAUCUGGAGUAGAACUAGCAUGAAAUCAACAUGAGUCAGUGAGAUGUAAAUUGGGUGAAGGUGAAUAACUUGAAACCUCUUGUUCUAUAUAUGACACUUCAACAAGGAUUAUUAUCCCUAGAGAUAUUAAAAUUUAUAGACAGGAUUAAACUAAUAGAAGAGAACAGUGUAGACAUGAAGGUUGGUGCAGGGAAGAUAGUAGCAUUGUUCAUGUUCAUGGUGGCCAUGGGAAGCAUGGUGGAGCAUGGAAUGGGCCAGGGAUGUGGUAGCACUUUCUUCUCAUCUCUGGUUCAGCUGAUGCCUUGUAGGCCUGCUGUUACCCCAUUCAGUCCCCUCCCACCUAGUGAUGCCUGCUGCAAUGCUGUCAAGAUGCUUGGACAGUCAUGCCUGUGUGUGAUUGUAAAUGGCCCACCAAUUUCUGGUGUCGACCGCAACAUGGCCAUGCAGCUCCCAGCGAAAUGUGCUGCCAACUUUGAAGCAUGCGAUCUUCGGGUAUAGCUGGUGUGGGUGCCAACUCUGGUUCUUAAUAAAGUGCAUAGAGAGCUAUAGGAGAUCUAUGUAUUAAGAUACUAUGGCUUACCAUAAUAAAAAUAUAUCUGGAUGGUUCUGAAUUAUAUAUUAGCUUGUUUCUGUUACCUAGUAUUUCUAUAUACCCUCCCUUCUGCUAAAUGUUUCUGGAUCCAUUUUCAUAUUCAAGUUGUUUUGGCAUCAAUUAGUCACUUUUUCACAGAAUCUCAUCAUUCAAGCAAUAAAGAGAAUCAGUGGCUUUCACAUUGCA